CCUCACAAAUAUUCGUCUGUAUUCCUUUCAUCUUUCUCUCUCGAGGACGCACAAACAGUUCCUUUUCUGAAAAUCGCCCUAACCCUCCACAGAUCAAAACCAUCUCUGAGAUUCAGCUCCCCUUUCUUUCUCUCUCUAUAUAUGUAGAUCACGAAUCCUCAUUCUAGAGAGAGAAACUCUCCGAACAAAAAUCCGACGUCUACGAUGGGAGAGAGCUCAAUUGGCGCCACGGUCCCCUUCGUUAAAGCCGAAGCCUUGCUGGAAUCCUCCGCCGGACCUCCGGUUCCGCCGCCGCUGCAACCGGCGGAGGAGGAUGUGGCCAUGGAAGACGCCGACAAGGACAUACUCUGUCCGAUAUGUAUGCAGAUUAUAAAGGACGCAUUCCUUACUGCUUGUGGCCAUAGCUUUUGUUACGUGUGCCUCGUUACUCACCUUCGCAACAAGAGCGAUUGUCCUUCUUGCGGUCAUUACCUCACUACCGCCCAUAUCUUCCCCAAUUUCUUGCUCGACAAGUGUCUGAAGAAAACUUCGGCUUCUCGAGUAGCAAAGACUGCAUCUCCGUUUGAACAUUUUCGUCAGGCAUUACAGCAGGGUCUUGAGGUGUCAAUUAAAGAGCUAGAUGAUCUACUUUCUCUCCUGUCAGAGAAAAAGAGGAAAAUGGAGCAAGAAGAAGCCGAGACAAACAUGCAAAUCAUGCUCAGUUUCUUACAUUGCCUGAGGAAGCAAAAGCUAGAAGAGCUCACUGAGAUACAAUCCGAUCUUCAGUACAUUAAGGAGGACAUAAACGCUGUAGAGAGGCGAAGAAUAGAUCUGUAUAGGGAAAAGGAGAGAUUCUCGGGAAGAAUGAGAAUGCUCGUCGAUGAUCCUAUUGCGGAAAAGGCGUCACCUUCUUUUGAUAAACAUGCUAAUGGCAUCAACUACAGUGUCUAUUCUGCACAUACCCAAAUGGGUUCUGGCAGUUCACAGAACAAGAAGCCUGAUGCAAAUGCUCUAGCAAACUUCCAGGCACUCCAAAGGAAGGGUGCUUAUGGUGCGGAAGGUUUGCAGUCUUGUACUCCGUCAGGACUAGCUCUAGAAAGGAAAAGACAGGUCUAUUCACAGUUCAACGACUUACAAGAGUGUUACUUGCAAAAGCGACGAAAUUGGAUUAAACACUUACAUAAAGGGGAUGAACGGAGCACAAAAAAUUCUAGCAAAGAAGAUUAUAGUCCAGGUCUUGAAGAUUUUCAGUCCGUGUUAAAUACCUUUACACGAUAUAGUCGAUUGAGAGUCAUUGCCGAAUUGAGGCAUGGUGACAUUUUUCAAUCUGCUAACAUUUUGUCCAGUAUUGAAUUUGAUCGUGAUGAUGAAUUCUUUGCCACUGCUGGAGUUUCACGGCGCAUCAAGGUUUUUGAAUUUUCCUCGGUCGUUAAUGAACCAGCCGAUAUCCACUGCCCUAUUGUUGAGAUGCCAACACGAUGUAAACUUAGUUGUUUGAGCUGGAAUAAGUACACAAAAAGCCAUAUCGCAAGUAGUGACUAUGAAGGGAUAGUAACUGUUUGGGAUGUAACUACGCGUCAGAGUGUGAUGGAAUAUGAGGAGCAUGAAAAGCGAGCUUGGAGUGUUGAUUUUUCACGUAGUGAACCUGCAAUGCUUGUAUCUGGCAGUGAUGACUGUAAGGUCAAAAUUUGGUGUACAAGGCAAGAAGCAAGCGUUCUUAACAUCGACAUGAAAGCAAACAUUUGUUCUGUCAAAUAUAAUCCUGGAUCCAGCAUAUACGUGGCAGUUGGUUCUGCAGAUCGUCACAUUCAUUACUAUGACUUGAGAAAUAUCAGCCAACCCUUGCACGUAUUUAGCGGACAUAUGAAAGCUGUUUCGUACGUGAAAUUCCUGUCUAACACUGAACUUGCUUCAGCAUCUACUGACAGCACAUUGCGCUUGUGGGAUGUAAAGGAUAAUUUGCCUCUUUGCACGUAUCGAGGCCACACGAACGAAAAGAAUUUCGUUGGCCUAACAGUAAAUAGUGAAUACAUUUCUUGUGGCAGCGAGACAAAUGAAGUAUUUGUCUAUCAUAAGGCAAUCUCUAAGCCCAUGGCAUGUCAUAAGUUUAGUUCUUCAGGGUCAAAUGAGAAUGAGGACGACGCAGGGUCAUACUUCAUUAGUGCUGUGUGUUGGAAGAGCGAUAGCCCGACAAUGUUAACCGCAAACAGCGGAGGAACAAUUAAAGUCCUAGUACUUGCACCCUGACUAACUGAGUGAUUAUUCAUUUAAAAAGUAGUGAAACAUUAGAUAUCAACAUUGUUGAAUGUUGAUUGCCUUAAGUCUUAUGGAACUCCGAAGAAAAUUAAAUUAAAGAAGGGGAUAAAAUGGUAGUGUCUGCGUGGUCUUGACGGGUUGGGAAUCUAUUAGCCCAUUUUUUUAUUAGAACCCUUCAGAAAAAUAAAAAUAAAUUUUGAAAUUAAAAAUUGUAUAAGUGGCAAUCAUUUUCUUAUCUCUCAAUAA
Messenger RNA from Morus notabilis, 2481 nucleotides. RefSeq names its product E3 ubiquitin-protein ligase COP1. Gene Ontology annotation, biological process: proteasome-mediated ubiquitin-dependent protein catabolic process. The record is from RefSeq and is a predicted model, not a curated record. Gene Ontology annotation, molecular function: protein binding; ubiquitin protein ligase activity. Bases 205 to 2226 code for a protein of 673 amino acids. The transcript has 13 exons. Lineage: Eukaryota; Viridiplantae; Streptophyta; Magnoliopsida; Rosales; Moraceae.